CCUCAAAACAAUCCCCUGCUGCUGAAGGCAGACAUAAGUAAAGAUGAAACUACGAGAAGGAGAUGGGAUAUCUUGUUCUGUAUAGAAGAUUGGGAUUUCAAAAUCAGGAGCAAAUACCUGAUAACCUUUGAAGUUACUUGUCUACAUUUAGCUAACAUCCUUGUGUUAUAGUCAUGGCAAGUGAAAGUCAUUUUAAGAAGCAGAAAACUCGCAGCCAGGAAUUGUCGGAGGAUUUUGAUUUGAUUGUGAAUGAAAUUAACGAUUUUAUUGCUAUUUUAGAGGAACAAGGACACAAGCCUAGUGUGCCGUUACCAUUGGAUACUGGACAGGAAGUUGAUUCGGAAACUUCAUCCCUGUCUCUCUCGCCACGAAACACCGUCAUCCACAUCAAGGACACUGAUCUCUACCUUCAGCAACAGGAGAGUUCCGAACCCAUCUACGAGUCGUUUGACGAGGUCCAUGAAUGUCCGUAUGAGUCGAUACAGAAUGUGAGACCGAAACCAAAGGCGAUAGCCACAGCUAACCUCAUACCCCAGGCCUACAAACCCCUCCCCAAACCCAAACCCCUCAACCUCAGAAAAAUGGGGGAGCCAGGGAACCCGCCAAAAAGGGUCAAGGCCAUUCACAACUUUAAAGGCACAAACAAUGAUGAGCUGUGUUUGAACAAAGGUGACAUAAUCACGGUGUCUCAGACCAUGGACGGAGGGUGGUGGGAGGGAACACUGAAUGGAAAAACGGGCUGGUUCCCCAGCAACUACGUCAAGGAACUCAAAUCUGAUAUUGUUACACAAGAUAUCCCAGGGAAGAGACAGUCAGGGGCCCUCAAAGGGGACGUUCAGGUUUAUAAACGAGAGAGCAUGCAGUAUUAUCAUAAUGUGGUUUUACAGAAUGUGAUUGAAACUGAGAAAACUCACGUCCAAGAAUUAACAACAGUGUUACAAACUUACAUUCAGCCAAUUCAUAACUCAUCCAUACUGACCCCCACGGAGUACGCUCAGCUGAUUGGGAACAUUGAGGACAUCAUAUCAUUCCAGAACACUUUUCUAUUAGCCAUUGAAGAGUGCAUGAAACAGCCCCCUCACCAGAGAAGGGUAGGAGGGGUGUUUCUUAAGUACGCCCCUCGUGUCAAGGAGCUCUAUAUGGCUUACUCAGCCAAUCACCCUCAGGCCGCUGCUAUUCUACAAAACAAAAGAGAUGAGCUGAAUAAGUUUAUGGAAUCUAUUGGUGCUAGUAAAGGAACAAUGAUGUUGACAACAAAUCUGUAUAAACCAUUUACCCGGUUAGACAAGUACCCAAGUCUUCUAAAGGAGCUAGAGAGGCAUAUAGAGGAGAGUCAUAUAGAUAGGGGAGAUACUCAGAGAGCUAUAUCUAUAUACAGGGAAAUAGCUAAUGCUUGCAUGGAAAUUAGAAAGUGUAAGGAGAUGGAGUAUGAAAUAUUAACAAGUUCUAUAAAAGGCUGGGCAGGGGAGGAGAUAGCUAAGCUGGGGGAGGUGGUCCGACUGUCCCAGGUACAGGUGACCUCCCUGAACGGAGACAAGAAUGACCGCAUAUUUGUCUUGUUCCCCGGUCUGCUGCUUAUGUUGUCUAUGAGCCCCAGACUCAGUGGAUAUCAGUACGAGGGUAAACUACCACUGAGUGGGAUGACUAUAAGUGUCAUAGAGGAAGAGGAUAUGGAGUGUAGCUUUGAAAUAUCAGGUAAUAUGAUAGACAAGAUAGUUGUAACCUGUGGGAGCCCCAUGGAUGCGGCUGGGUGGGUGGAGGCCCUGGGGAAGGACAGUGCCCAGGUGACGGUGAUGAAUGGGCCCAGCAAUAAAACUAUACAGGAGACUCGUUCUCUGCCUAACUCCAGUACACCUGACAUAGAUAUGGCAAAACAGAUUACCACUUAUGGAGAGAUUUCGACUUCUCAGCCCAGUAUCAGUUUGUUGACGCCGGCUAAGACGGCGCUGGUGACACAUUCCACGUGGACCAUGUCAUGUCUCCGCCCCUCCCCGCCCCUCAGACAGCACCUCCCGUGUAAGGAGGAUCUAGUCAGGAGUCCGCGUAUGGGCAGGAAACCAGUCAGACGGAAACCAGUGCGGACGCACUCACAGGAUGAGUAUGAUUAUAAAUACAAAUGGCGACAAUAUGAUCCCAGAACAAUGGAGGAGGAUGCACUGAUUCUGAAAGUGAUCGAGGCGUACUGCACUAGUGCUAAAACAAGACACACUGUCAACUCAUUGGACCUUAAGAAGCUACGUCUGAGUGCGGAGGGAACCGUGGAAGCUAUUGCUAAAGAAAAAUUUACGUUGGUGAGACCCCUUCCUAACCCUAAUCUUGGUACCAUUAAUGAAAGUGUGAAGAAAGCGGACAUUGCCGUCCAAGCCCUGCCUAAAGAAUCCGUAAACAUUGUGAAACCAUUACAGUCCGAGGGUACAGGCACACCUAACGUUAUCCGACGCGACGUCGGCAUCCAAGCUUUCGUGACCUGCCCCCACGUCCUGAUGCCAGAGGAAGAGAAGAUAAUUAUAGACGAUGGGGAUCCCUCCAACCUUCAGGAAAAGACAUUGGUGGACACAGUUUAUUCUUUAAAGGACCAAGUUAGAACUCUAGAACAGGAACACAAGAGGAUGAAGAGAGAUUUAGAAGAGGAACAGAAAGCCAGGAGAAAGCUACAAUCUACAAUCAAAAAAGUCUUCAAAAACAACAACCUUCUAUGGGAAGAAGCACCUACGUAAAUUAUCAGGAAAUAGUGGUACAGCUCAUUGUGAUAAAUAUGUAUCUUAGUAGAAAAUGAUAUAUACUAUAUAAUAAUUAGAUUAUGAAAUGGAGAAUUACUCAAUUCUGCUUGAAAAAAAAUUUUUUUUUGUUUGACUUAAAAAUGACAAAUGCAAUAUUGUUAGUUUUAGAUUGUGUCGGAUUUUGUAAGAAUUGAGUAUGACACAAGCUUAAGAAUUUAUUGAGGAAAAGGAUAGAAAGAUAUGUGUUUUAUACAUUGUGCUGGAUAAGGGUUGUAUGAGGACCAAUAUUUCUUAUAAACAGUGCUUGCUUUUAUACAGUUUUAUAACCAGAAAUUUUUGGGUCUAAAUAAAAAAAAUAUCAUGAGGCAUAUGUAAGAUGCCAUUUUUUUUUUUUUACAAAAAUGUGUUUUUGUGGAAUAUUUGUAUCAAAUAUGAAGGAUAAUUAAAUCUGAUAUAAGAUUUUUUCAUUCAAACAUUUUUGGAAAGUGUUGUGAAUCAUCAAGAUUAUGUAUUGAAUAUUUAAAAAUGUAGUACUGAUCAUGCAUUUUGAAGAAUAUCUUUAUUGUGUUCUUUGAUGAAAUUAUGAGAUUUGAGUCAUUUUGUUUGUCAAAAUAAUUUUUAACAGUGCUUUGACUCUUUCAUAAUGGUUUGUACUUAUGAAGUUGUGGUAUAAAAUUUACAUUUAUACAGAUUAUUUAUUUACAAUUUUGUAGUAAAAAGCUCUUUCUAAGUUGUACAGUUUUUGAAUUGUACUUUGUAAAGUACAUACAAUGUGUGUGCUCUCAUUUUCACACAUUUCAUUUUUUUUCUUGAGUAUUUUGUACAGAUAUUAAUAAUAAAAAACUUUUCCGGUCUAGAAAUUGAAGUGAAAGCUCAGUAUUAAAAAAAUUGUAACAUUUUAUGUCUGAAAAUCAGAAAAGCAUAAUAUCCAUCACUAGUUUGUACAUGUAGGUUGUGUUCUAAGGUUUUAUGUUUAAUUCUAGUGUAGGGAAAUACUUCAUUACUUGUAACACUGGUCUCUCUCAGCUGAGAAGGUAGUUGUAUUUUGUGCCAAAUAUGCUUAAUAUGUUGUAUACACAGAGAAUUUCCCAGAUUUACAUCAAUUAUCAAACAUAAAAGUGGGGAUGGGGGAUGCUGCAAGUUAACUAAAUAUGUACGUAGUUUAGGAUAAAUGGAUUAUAUUUUAUAGUGUUGAGCUUCAAAACAGUGCAUAAUUGAUAAUGGAAAUGUUGGACGAGCAUGUUAUGAUUGAAAAAAUUAUAUGAUUAAGUCGAUGACUUGGAAUGUGUGGUAAUUAACUUAUGAGAGUGUAGUUUGUCUGUGUGAAAACUAAUGGGAAAUAUAAUAUGUGAGCUGUCAGUAAAAACAUUGUGCAAUACAUUGUUUUAAAUAAUUGGACAUUUGAUUUGUCUCCUUGUCUAAUGUAUAUUGCAAGUUUAUGCAACAAAAUUCGAAAUAAAAUAAUUGCAAAGAUUCA
This is a messenger RNA of Saccostrea cuccullata (small rock oyster), 4197 nucleotides long. Its product is annotated as rho guanine nucleotide exchange factor 7-like. Bases 174 to 2717 code for a protein of 847 amino acids. The transcript is spliced from 22 exons. Gene Ontology annotation, cellular component: cytoplasm. Gene Ontology annotation, molecular function: protein binding; guanyl-nucleotide exchange factor activity. The record is from RefSeq and is a predicted model, not a curated record. Lineage: Eukaryota; Metazoa; Mollusca; Bivalvia; Ostreida; Ostreidae.